AUUUCGUUUGCGUAUACUUAUGCCUUGUGUCUUCGGCCUACUUCCGGACGUCCCUGGAACGGAAGGUCGUCCACUUUAUGAAGACCAAUGACCGUCUCUUAACACUUGGAAUUACCGACAUUGUGAAAUUAUGGGAGACUUCCUUGAAUUUCGACAGUGAAGGGAUUUCAUAUAAAAACACGGCAAACGAAAGACCAGCUUUGAAUCGUUUUUCAGACAUUCAACAAGUAACAGUGACAGUUCUGUUCCUCACGAUGAGAGGCUUGCUUUUAGUGACGGUGGUUGGCGCGAUUUUUCUGAGAGAAUCAUUCGGUAAACCGACAGAAAUGGUGGCGAAUUCUAAUGUGCUCGAUCCCAUUGCUUCGACUGUGAACAAUACUUCUGAAACCGAAACCACGAGGGAGCAAAGAUCGCCGCAAUUCGGUUUGUUAGGUGGCUACAGUGAUUAUGAUUACAACGACGAUACACGUUAUUUUCGUUACGGAAGCGGGCGAAAGUAUCAUCACUAUAAACCGUUUCGCCCUCACAAGCCACACGGUUUAAUCGGAGGAUAUGGAUGUCGCGGUUAUGGCUGUGGUGGAGGAUGGCAACCGGACUACGGCGGCCAUCACCAUACCGGACAAGGAGCGUCUUUUGCCUCAGCGUCAGCAGGAUCUAUAGGUGGAGGUGGUCUUUACGGUGGAGGACAGAGCCAGGCCAAUGCACAGAGCGCAAGUUUCAACAUCGGGCCUUUCUCAGCAUCGUUCAGCUCCGCGCAGUCCUCGUCAGGACAAAACGGAUUCUGAAUCCUUGAAACGAUCCGCAGACGUAGCUACGCGGCGGCGAGUGGGCCCCUUAAUUUAUUUCACCGUCAUCGUCUCACCGCCAUCAUUGUGGGCCCAUUGUUUACAAACAUUCUACGUCACUCACUAGGAGCAAGUAAAUAAGCUUAACCGCGUGUGCAGGCCACCCUCUUGCCUCCUGCGAGAGGAUUUCCUGAGCGAGCAAGUUCCCUUUGUCCGCAUGCCAGCCACCAGAUGUUCCCCAAAAUAAAACUGGCAAAAUAUCGCGACGUAGCGCCGCGAUUCGCGCAGGAACGAGCGAGAACGGCCGGGCGAAUCUGGACGCGAGAGGGGCAAGGAUGGUGGGACCCCUGAGGAACGACGAGGAGGACGUGGGGAAGGAGGGACCGCGCCGCGAGACGCGGGGUCGCUGGAUAAACGGGCACAAAGGGAUAGGAAGCCGUAGGGAGGAAGGCCUCUGUUAGGAGUGACGGCCCCUGAAAUCGAGAUCCGAAAAGCCCCGUGCAAUGACCGGACACGAACCGCACACGCGAUCUCUUCGCAGCAUCCUCCGCUUCGAGGAUGUGCCCUUUUCUUCGCUCCUCUCUCCUCGAACGCAGCCGUCAGGAGGAGCGGCGCCCUCGAGAGGACGCGUGCAUAGGAUGCGCUUGUUGAGGAACAUCGUGAAUCCUCGAUGAAGAGCAGUACAUUUAUUUUGUUGUUUAGCGAUGGACUAAUAAUAAGAGCGAAAAGGGCGACGAAUCAAUCAAUUCCAGUGAUCUCUGAUAAAAAUGUGGCAAUUAUCAUGAUAUUUUGAAGAAAUGAAAAUAAAGACUUGCAGAAAAGAAGAGACAAAAACUCUCUGUCUGAUAUUCUCUCGAUCAAUUGACUUUGAAUUUUCUUUUGAAUUCCUGUUUUCGAAACCUCCAUUUGUGCAAAACGACAAACAAAAUCGAACAAUUUUAUAAAAUAACAGUUAGAUGUGUUUUUAUCUUUUUGUUUGUAAUAUUUGCAUGCUUGCGUGAAUUAAUAACGAUGACGGUAACAAAAAUAUUCGUGUGCGAGGGCCCGAGGCAAGAGGUUGAAAAACAUUCGAGAAAUUACGCUUGUUAAAGAUCCACGUGAUAUUAACCGCGGUUUAUUGGCCGAGGUACCCUGUUAUUUUUCAAGCUAUACAGAAGAUCAUUAAACGUGCUAUCUUUUGCGCUCCGACAUCACCUAGGUUCACACACACACACACAAAAAAUAAACUGAAAUGCCGUUUCAAUUCCCUUUUUUAAAGUACAAUAAAUAUUCAAUUUAAGUAAUUUUAUUCCAUCGUCGUCUCAUUAACACAAACUUUCCGCGGAGGUCAACGAACUCUCGGUCUCCUGAUUUAUAUGUGGGGAAGAAAACAUUCUCUUAUUCUGAAAGGAUAAUCGGUUUAUCCUCUGACCGAGGCAGACAAGUCUAGAUCCGUAGCUACGUCCACCCCGAAGUGGUGACAUUCACGACGCAUCCGAGAUGCGUCAGAGAGAUCCUCGUUAAAGGUCCGUAUCCUGUCGUUAACCAUUGUUUAGCCGCUCCUGGGCACCUACGGCCCUGCCAGCCGGUAAACCAGUCUCUCAGUCUGAGUAAAAAGAGAGCGAGACAGAAAGUAUAUGUACGGGAGUCGUUCGGAUAAACAGAAGGAGAGAUCAAAUGAGAGAGAGACAGUGGUGGGAAGGGGGGGAGGGGAAAAGAAUUGAGAGGGAAAAAAAUGAAAUAGAAAGUGGUCCGGCCGGUGCAACAGACUACAGUAUAUGACGCCUUUAAAGCACCUCCUCCCGGUGGUUUACCCAUAGGUCUGUUCCUGUUCUCCACGUACUAUAGCAAAUCCGCGAUGCUUUCUUGAAGGCUCCCGCGUCAUUGUGCUCGCAUUUCUCGUGCGGUUGUCGACUCGGAAAGUAUAUCCUCAACUUAUCGCCGGUAA
Monomorium pharaonis (pharaoh ant) is the source of this 2712-nucleotide messenger RNA. RefSeq lists its product as uncharacterized. The coding region runs from base 78 to 785 and encodes 235 amino acids. The transcript is spliced from 4 exons. Lineage: Eukaryota; Metazoa; Arthropoda; Insecta; Hymenoptera; Formicidae. The record is from RefSeq and is a predicted model, not a curated record.